Messenger RNA from Trypanosoma brucei brucei TREU927, 462 nucleotides. RefSeq lists its product as hypothetical. The record is from RefSeq and is a predicted model, not a curated record. Gene Ontology annotation, cellular component: nucleus. Lineage: Eukaryota; Euglenozoa; Kinetoplastea; Trypanosomatida; Trypanosomatidae. Gene Ontology annotation, molecular function: 5-hydroxymethyl-dUMP N-hydrolase activity. The transcript has a single exon. Bases 1 to 462 code for a protein of 153 amino acids. Gene Ontology annotation, biological process: deoxyribonucleoside monophosphate catabolic process.
AUGAGAAAGAUAUAUAUUGCGGGUCCUGCGGUGUUCAACCCGGACAUGGGGGCUUCCUACUACAAUAAAGUUCGUGAGCUGCUAAAGAAGGAGAAUGUGAUGCCUCUGAUUCCCACAGAUAAUGAAGCCACAGGGGCCCUCGACAUCCGUCAGAAGAAUAUCCAAAUGAUUAAGGAUUGCGACGCCGUGAUUGCUGAUCUUUCACCAUUCCGCGGCCAUGAACCCGACUGCGGUACCGCGUUUGAAGUGGGCUAUGCAGCGGCGCUCAACAAAAUGGUGUUAACUUUCACUUCCGAUCGCCGCAACAUGAGGGAGAAGUAUGGAAGCGAAGUUGACAAGGAUAAUUUGAGAGUUGAAGGGUUUGGCCUCCCCUUCAACCUCAUGCUGUACGAUGGUGUAGAGGUGUUUGAUUCAUUUGAGUCCGCCUUUAAGUACUUCCUGGCAAAUUUCCCCAGUAAGUAA